AUGUGCUUUACAGAGGAACUAACCUCACUGAAGUUCUAUGGUCCCCAGAGGAACCAAACCCAUACGAAAGUCAAUGUGGGGAACUUCACUGAAGUUCUAUGUGGUCCAAGAGGAACCAACCUACACGAAAGUCAAUGUGGUUACAGAGUAACUAACUUCUGUGAAGUUUUUGUGGUCCAAGAGGAACCAACCUCCCCGAAAGUCAAUGUGGUUACAGAGGAACUAACCUCACUGAAGUUCUAUGUGGUCCCAGAGGAACCCAACCUACACGAAAAAGUCAAUGUGGUUACAGGAACUAACCUCACUGAAGUUCUAUGUGGUCCCAGAGGAACCAACCCACACGAAAGUCAAUGUGGUUACAGAGGAAAUCCAACCUCACUAGGAACCAACCCAAGGAAAACAACUACAGAGAAAUUGGUCCCAGAGAACCAACCUCCACGAAAGUCAAUGUGGUUACAGAGGAACUAA
Acanthosepion pharaonis is the source of this 468-nucleotide messenger RNA. Lineage: Eukaryota; Metazoa; Mollusca; Cephalopoda; Sepiida; Sepiidae. The record is from the annotation of a GenBank genome assembly.